AUGCCUCAGCAAGACGCCUCGAACACGACCUCAGGCAUCCAGCUCUACACGGCGGGCACUCCAAAUGGGCACAAAAUCAACAUCCUCGUCGAAGAGCUUGGUGUCGACUACACAGUCCACAAGAUCGACAUCGCGAAAAAUGUACAGAAAGAGGACUGGUACCUGAAGAUCAACCCUAACGGCCGCAUCCCCGCCAUCGUCGAUAAGAACGAAGGCCGGAACAAGCGCGUCUUCGAAGGCGGCGCCAUCAUGCUCUACCUCUGCGAACGGUACGAUAAGGAGCAUAAGAUCAGCUUCCCUUACGACUCAGACGACUAUUGGGAGAUGGUCGAGUGGAUCGUAUGGAUGCAGAGCGGUAUCGGGCCCAUGCAGGGCCAAGCAAACCACUUCUAUCGCUACGCCCCCACCAAAAUCUCCUACGCCAUCGAGCGCUAUCAAACCGAGACGAAACGGCUCUACCGCGUCCUGGAAGACCGGCUGGUUUCUCGCGCCCCUGACUCCGACGGCAACCAGUGGCUUGUGGGAGGGAAGUACACGAUUGCCGACCUGGCGUGCUUCAGCUGGGUGAACUGGGCCGAGUGGGCUGGCGUGGACACGAAGCCGUUUCCCAAGGUCGAGAAGUGGAUGCAGGCGAUUGCGAGCAGGCCGGCGACGCAGAAGGGGGUUGAUAUACCGGAGAAGUUUGAGAUGAAGGAAGCGAUGAAAACCAAAUCCGGGGAGGAGGAAUAUGCAAAACAUCAUUCCAACUGGGUUAUGAAGGGGAUGGAGGAUGAGAGUGGGAAGCAUUGA
Coniosporium apollinis CBS 100218 is the source of this 789-nucleotide messenger RNA. RefSeq lists its product as uncharacterized. The transcript is spliced from 4 exons. Lineage: Eukaryota; Fungi; Ascomycota; Dothideomycetes. The coding region runs from base 1 to 789 and encodes 262 amino acids. The record is from RefSeq and is a predicted model, not a curated record.